Molecule: messenger RNA, 762 nt
Organism: Clarias gariepinus (North African catfish)
Lineage: Eukaryota; Metazoa; Chordata; Actinopteri; Siluriformes; Clariidae
Gene: ppdpfb
Product: pancreatic progenitor cell differentiation and proliferation factor b
Exons: 5
Coding region: 202-546 (114 amino acids)
Biological process (GO): multicellular organism development; cell differentiation
Source: RefSeq, a predicted model, not a curated record
CGCUCUCCGGAGCUGAAGUUAGACAGCAUUGCGGUAUCGCUAUUGGACGUGGAGGGUUUUAGCCACCCAAAUCUUUUCAAAUGGGCCCCGUUGCCUAGCGUUUUCCCCCUAAAAGCCUCCGACUAAGUUGCGCAGGGUGCUACGAAACAUCAGCACAUACAAGAAGGUUACCAUCUAAAGCACAGUUAACAAGUGUGAAGCAUGGCAGCUAUCCCAGCUAGUGGAUCUCUUGUAGCCACCCAUGACUAUUACCGAAGGCGACUUGGCUCUACAUCAAGUAGCAGCUCGUGUGGCAGUUCGGAGUACACUGGGGAGGUUAUUCCACAUCACCCAGGCCUGCCCAAGCAAGACUCUGGUCACUGGUGGUCCAGCUUCUUCUUCGGGAAGCAGCCGGGUAUGGGCUCCCUGGCUGAAGAGGCCCAGCAAACAUCAGGGCUGAGCGUGAACAACGGCCAGGUGAUGUGUGUUGCUCGGGAUCUGGUGAAGAGGCAGUUCAGCGAGAGUAGUGAUGCUGGGAAGUCGGAGGCAGGGACCCCUCAUUCCUAACCAACGCUAGGGGACGGGGAAUUGCCCCUUUUUAUUUUUUAUUUAAUAUUAUUUUACCCCUUUAUGUGUAGAAUAGUUUUUAAGGUUACUUCAUAACCAUUAGUUUGUGGAAUGAAGUGUUUUUGUACGUUUUUACACAUCUGUAACACUGUUUUUGUUACUACUUUUCACUGUCACUACGUUCACAAAAAAAAUUAAAUGUUAAACUACCCAAAA